GCCCCGGCUUCGAGGGAAGGAACGAGGGAGGACGGGCAAGGUGGAGGAGAGAGAGGAGCUAGGAGGAGGGAUAGGGAGGAGCGGCCGGGCCUGGGGCCUUGCAGCCGGGGAGCACCGGGGAUCUGGGCCGGAGCACCGAGAUGCCGCCUUUGCCUUUGCCGCCGCUGUUGCUGCUGCUGGCACCGCUUUUCCUCCGCCCCCCGGGCGCGAGUGGGGCGCAGACCCCCAACGCCACCUCUGAAGGUUGCCAGAUUAUACACCCUCCAUGGGAAGGGGGCAUCAGGUACCGAGGCCUGACUCGUGACCAGGUGAAGGCUAUCAACUUCCUGCCAGUGGACUAUGAGAUUGAGUAUGUGUGCAGGGGAGAGCGAGAGGUGGUUGGCCCUAAGGUCCGUAAGUGCCUUGCCAACGGCUCCUGGACUGACAUGGACAUACCCAGCCGCUGCGUCCGAAUCUGCUCCAAGUCUUAUCUGACCCUGGAAAAUGGGAAAGUUUUCCUGACGGGUGGGGACCGCCCAGCUCUGGAUGGAGCCCGGGUGGAUUUCCGGUGUGACCCCGACUUUCAUCUGGUGGGCAGCUCCCGGAGCAUCUGUAGUCAGGGCCAGUGGAGCACCCCCAAGCCCCACUGCCAGGUGAACCGAACGCCACACUCAGAACGGCGCGCAGUGUACAUCGGGGCGCUGUUUCCCAUGAGUGGGGGCUGGCCAGGGGGCCAGGCCUGCCAGCCGGCUGUGGAGAUGGCACUGGAGGACGUGAAUAGCCGCAGGGACAUCCUGCCGGAUUAUGAGCUUAAGCUCAUUCACCACGACAGCAAGUGUGAUCCAGGCCAAGCUACCAAGUAUCUUUAUGAGCUGCUCUACAAUGACCCUAUCAAGAUCAUACUCAUGCCUGGCUGCAGCUCUGUUUCUACUCUUGUGGCUGAGGCUGCCAGGAUGUGGAACCUCAUUGUGCUUUCCUAUGGCUCAAGCUCACCAGCCCUAUCAAACCGGCAGCGCUUUCCUACAUUCUUUCGAACUCAUCCAUCAGCUACACUCCACAAUCCCACCCGAGUGAAACUCUUUGAAAAGUGGGGCUGGAAGAAGAUCGCUACCAUUCAGCAGACUACUGAGGUCUUCACAUCGACCCUGGAUGACCUAGAGGAACGAGUAAAAGAGGCCGGAAUUGAGAUUACUUUCCGUCAGAGUUUCUUCUCUGAUCCAGCUGUGCCUGUCAAGAACCUGAAGCGCCAGGAUGCCCGAAUCAUCGUGGGACUUUUCUAUGAAACUGAAGCCCGCAAAGUCUUUUGUGAGGUAUACAAGGAACGUCUUUUUGGAAAGAAGUAUGUUUGGUUUCUCAUUGGGUGGUAUGCUGACAAUUGGUUCAAGACCUAUGACCCGUCUAUCAAUUGCACUGUGGAUGAGAUGACUGAGGCAGUUGAAGGCCACAUUACCACUGAGAUUGUCAUGCUGAACCCUGCCAACACACGCAGCAUUUCCAACAUGACAUCCCAGGAAUUUGUGGAGAAACUGACCAAACGAUUAAAAAGACAUCCUGAGGAGACAGGAGGUUUCCAAGAGGCACCACUGGCCUACGAUGCUAUCUGGGCCUUGGCAUUGGCCCUGAAUAAGACUUCUGGAGGAGGUGGCCGUUCAGGUGUGCGCCUGGAAGACUUCAAUUACAACAACCAGACUAUUACUGACCAAAUUUACCGGGCCAUGAACUCUUCAUCCUUUGAGGGUGUCUCUGGUCAUGUGGUAUUUGAUGCCAGUGGUUCUCGGAUGGCAUGGACACUUAUUGAACAGCUUCAGGGUGGUAGCUACAAGAAGAUUGGCUACUAUGAUAGCACUAAGGAUAUUCUUUCCUGGUCCAAAACUGAUAAGUGGAUUGGAGGGUCUCCCCCAGCUGAUCAGACCCUGGUCAUCAAGACAUUCCGCUUCCUGUCACAGAAACUUUUUAUCUCUGUCUCAGUUCUUUCCAGUCUGGGCAUUGUCCUAGCUGUUGUUUGUCUGUCUUUUAACAUCUACAACUCUCAUGUUCGUUAUAUCCAGAAUUCGCAACCCAACCUGAACAAUUUGACAGCUGUGGGCUGCUCGCUGGCACUAGCUGCUGUCUUCCCACUUGGAUUGGAUGGUUACCACAUCGGAAUAAACCAGUUUCCUUUUGUCUGCCAGGCCCGCCUCUGGCUCCUGGGUUUGGGUUUUAGUUUGGGCUAUGGCUCCAUGUUCACCAAGAUCUGGUGGGUCCAUACAGUCUUCACAAAGAAGGAAGAAAAGAAGGAGUGGAGGAAGACCCUGGAGCCCUGGAAGCUGUAUGCUACAGUGGGCCUUCUAGUGGGCAUGGAUAUCCUUACCCUCAUCAUAUGGCAGAUUGUGGAUCCUUUACACCGGACCAUUGAGACUUUUGCCAAGGAGGAACCAAAAGAAGAUAUUGAUGAGUCUAUUCUGCCACAGCUGGAGCAUUGCAGCUCUAAGAAGAUGAAUACAUGGCUUGGCAUUUUCUAUGGUUACAAGGGUCUGCUUCUGCUACUGGGUAUCUUUCUUGCAUAUGAGACCAAGAGUGUUUCCACUGAGAAAAUCAAUGAUCACCGUGCUGUUGGCAUGGCCAUCUACAAUGUAGCGGUCCUGUGCCUCAUCACUGCUCCCGUCACCAUGAUUCUAUCUAGUCAGCAGGAUGCAGCCUUUGCCUUUGCCUCUCUAGCCAUUGUUUUCUCCUCUUAUAUUACCCUGGUUGUGCUCUUCGUGCCCAAGAUGCGUAGAUUGAUCACUCGUGGAGAAUGGCAGUCUGAGGCACAGGACACAAUGAAGACAGGAUCAUCCACCAAUAAUAAUGAGGAAGAGAAGUCCCGGCUGUUGGAGAAGGAGAACCGUGAAUUGGAGAAGAUCAUUGCUGAGAAAGAGGAACGUGUCUCAGAACUGCGUCAUCAACUCCAGUCUCGGCAACAACUUCGUUCACGACGCCACCCUUCCACACCCCCUGACCCCUCUGGGGGUCUUUCUAGGGGGCCCCCUGAGCCCCCUGACCGGCUUAGCUGUGAUGGAAGUAGAGUUCACUUGCUUUACAAGUGAGGGGAAUGUGAGAGGACGACAGACCAAUAUGGGGGGUGGGAAGGAAAGGAAUAGAGUUGGGGGAAGGAAGAAUUCCUAUCCCCAGAUGGGAAGCACGUAUUACAUCUCUUGUAAAAUCUGUUCCC
This is a messenger RNA of Suncus etruscus (white-toothed pygmy shrew), 3169 nucleotides long. RefSeq names its product gamma-aminobutyric acid type B receptor subunit 1 (gene GABBR1). NCBI's taxonomy places the organism in Eukaryota, Metazoa, Chordata, Mammalia, Eulipotyphla, Soricidae. Bases 141 to 3044 code for a protein of 967 amino acids. Gene Ontology annotation, cellular component: G protein-coupled receptor heterodimeric complex; membrane. The transcript is spliced from 23 exons. Gene Ontology annotation, molecular function: G protein-coupled GABA receptor activity. The record is from RefSeq and is a predicted model, not a curated record. Gene Ontology annotation, biological process: gamma-aminobutyric acid signaling pathway; G protein-coupled receptor signaling pathway.